Messenger RNA from Fonsecaea multimorphosa CBS 102226, 498 nucleotides. RefSeq lists its product as uncharacterized. Bases 1 to 498 code for a protein of 165 amino acids. The transcript has a single exon. NCBI's taxonomy places the organism in Eukaryota, Fungi, Ascomycota, Eurotiomycetes, Chaetothyriales, Herpotrichiellaceae. The record is from RefSeq and is a predicted model, not a curated record.
AUGAAGUCCUUCCUCGCCAUUCCUGCGCUCUUCGCCCUCGGCGCCGUCGCCGACUCCUGGGGCUUCACCUGGACCUUCUCCAACGAGCACAGCACCUGGACCUCAUGCACCUAUGCCUCUGAGAACGCGACCACCACCACCGCCAGCAGCGAAGUCUCCACGACCUCCAGCGGUCCCUGGUCCGAGUGGAUAUACACCACCUCUUACACCGCGACCUACAGCUCCGGUGCCUCUACAUGGGGAAUCCCGACCGCCGUGAGCUACAGCGAGGCUUCCAACUUCACGAGCAUGAUCCCCGCGGUGACCUCGAGCACUGCUGCAUCCGUCACCAGCUCCGCCCUGCUCACAACGUCUGUUGCGGCCACUAGUACCUCCGUGGCAGCCUCGUCAACGAGUGCUGCCGCAUCGACAUUCACUGGCGCCGCUGCUCCCAACGUCAAUGGAAAGAUUGCAGGAAUGGGUGCCGUCGCCAUGGCUGGUUUGGCAUUGGUUCUGUAA